This is a messenger RNA of Pseudogymnoascus destructans, 3363 nucleotides long. RefSeq lists its product as uncharacterized. The coding region runs from base 375 to 2468 and encodes 697 amino acids. The transcript has 2 exons. The record is from RefSeq and is a predicted model, not a curated record. Lineage: Eukaryota; Fungi; Ascomycota; Leotiomycetes; Thelebolales; Thelebolaceae.
UCUCAUUCAUACACCGCUAUAAUAUUAUGAAGAGAUUAUGAUGAGACACUUCUCCUAUCCUUCUACUUCUGCUUCCCAAGGAUAACAAGAAUUAAUUUAUCCACAUCCCCUCACCUCCCCUCACCUUCACAAUUCACAAUUCACAAUUCACAAAAUACGCGUAGUAACAGGUCAACAAGGCUACGACGCUGUUACGCUGUUACGCUGUUACGGUCCUUCGUUGUCCGGGUUCCAGAGCAGACUCCCUCACAACAACCACAGAUACAUCUACUAUUUACAUUCGCGAUUAUCUAGGACGUGACGAGCAACAGAGCUCAGAGCAACAUUCUUUACGUUUACGUUCACCCAAGUUAACUGUCUCAAGCGUUGUCUUUAUGGUCAUACAACGCAAGGGGCAAGGGGCAUACGUGAGCAGCAACACCAACACCGUCAUGGAUCCUCACGUCAUGGAUCCGCACUUGCCAAUCAACACACCACAGGGCAAACCCGAGGGUGAUGUGAAAGACACCCAAUCUUUCUCCAAGGGAAGCAAGAGACUUUUUAGUCACACUUUCUCAAGGUACUCGCAAGAGGAAGACAGUGCCAGUAACUACGCAAGUGGCAGCGAUGGACGCCACCUUGAUGAAGAUGACCCAUUCGAGAAGCGUCACCGUACCAGCGACUGGCCACUUGGAGGCAAUGGGAAGACCAUUGAAGGCGCUGCAGCUGACGGACCUGACUCCCCAACCAGCAAUUAUUCUGACGAUGGCAUCCAAACGCGCUCAUCCAAGUUCAUUGAAGGGAGCAUGAGGAACAGAGUGAGCCAAAAACCACCAAGAAAGUAUGUGGCCACUGAAACCGAGUUGAACUGUGCCGGUGAAAAUGAGUGCACCAAGAAUGGGAAGCCACAGCGCAACAAACUGAUCCGCCACUCCAACCACUCUGUACCAGCCGUGGCGGGAGAAACCAAGACUGAGGCUAACCGCCACUCUACCAUAUUCCGCUUCGGAAAGUCCCUGGCAGCUUCUUUCAAUCCGUCAAACUGGAAGAUAUGGUCAAAAUCACAGGAUGCCCGAGUCCCCGACGACAAGGCUGAUGUCGAAGCUCAAGCCAAACUAGAGAGAGCAUAUAGGGAAGUAAAGAGCAUCGCACCCACUCCAGGGCGUCGAUUUGGUCCGGCCGGUGGUUCUGCUAUCUGGAGUAAUCCGCGGUCAUCUGUGAACGCUUCAGGCGUCGAAAUUUCAGAGCAAGCACCGUCCCAGAAACGCUAUGGAAUGGUAUUCGACACCCCGCCAUCCAUGGCAGGACUCGGCGGUGACUUUGGUUCCGCCCAACAAGGCACAAGCAAACUUUCCACCCCCGCCGACCGGUACUCCGUUCCAUCCCACCAGCUCCUCCACAGCAAUGAGAGCAGAUCAUCAUUCACCUACGGCUCCAUCGCCCCACCAAAGUCGAUGAAGCAUAAACUCUCCCGCAAGGACCUGCGCGUCCAACAGAAACUCGUCAAACGCGUCAGCAACCUCGAAUCGAAACUCGAAGCUGCGCGUCUUGAGCUGGUGAAAUCACUAGGCAACACCGGGAUCCCGCCACAACAAGCUCGGGGUGGAAAAUCCCGCUUCCUUCCUGGGGCACUAUCAUCUCUCCCCUCGGAAUCGCUGUUGAACGGAUACACCCACCAAAAUGAGUCCUCGCAAAGCUACAUCGGUGCAGCCUUGACUACAGAUGACAAAAUCAGUCUCUCCGCAUCACGCAACCACGACGAUCCCCCUGGCCGUCCCAGCACCUCCAGCUUCUCCUCUUCGGUUCGGGAAUAUCCAAACGGAGAGUCUCACUAUACUACUACGGGCCCAGAUGACGCCGACCAAGUCACCCCUUCCAAGAAGCGAAAGAACAUGGCCAAAACCUCUACCUCCACCACCUCAUCUUCCCAGCACCCCUCAGACGCAGACACCUCCACCACCUCUCACCCCGCCAAAAAAUCCCGCAACAACAACACUCCUCGAGAGAAACCCAGCCCCGAGCUCCUCAUCCCCGACUCCAGCUCCUCCUCGGAUCCCAGUUUCGAGAACGUGGACCCAGAGAAGAAGGCUGUGCUCGUGUCUGUGGGCGCGAAGCAGCAGGGGACGCCGAAGUUGAUUGUUAAGAAGCGCCUUCCGCUUGGGACGCAGGGGAGUAGGAUUCCACGCAAGGGAAGCAGGAAGGAUACGCCGCCUGCUUCUGAGGUCGGUGGUGAGAAGGGUAUUUCCGUCACGAGCGGCAAUGCUGGUGUCCAAGAGGCGUCUGCGGUUGAGUCCCAGCCGAGACAGGGGGUGGGGAAAUUGAAGAAGGCUGCUAAGCCGAGGGUGAAGAGCACUGAGCUUACGCAGGUGGAGAAGCAGGUCGAGGAGAAGACCAAGGAUACGAAGGAGAGUAUCCCAGCUGCCGGAGGGGGUGAAGUGACGAACUCGACUUCGAUGGAGAGUUUUGAGUGGGGGCCUGAUGUGUUUUAACCGUCGUCACUACAGAAAUCAACUCAGGUCAGGUGUUAAGGGGAAGUGGAAGGCAUGGAGAGGCGUUACGAAUGAUGGAUGAUGGAUGAUGUACUGUGCUGUACUGAUAAUAAUAGCGGCAUCGCGGAUUGUGAUGAUGAGGUAACGAGUAAUGUAUGCUUUGGAUUUAUUGCGGUUUGCGAAGCUGAGGAGCGAGGGAUGGCAGCGUUGAUAAUAUGGAUGAUGAUGAGUGGAUGAAGGCGGAAAGUGUGUGUACAGCGUAGCAUAGCAAGCAUAGUUGAUAUCAUUUCGGUGGCGCUCUGAAUUCUCUCCAUCAUAUUUACAGUAUCAUCAACUGGGCGUCGAACUUCAUGCCAGGCAACCCCCGAUCAUGUACAUGUUAACAGUAUCAAUGGGCGUCAAACAUCACAGAAGGCCAUCACAUCACAUCACACAAUCGGUCAUCCAGUCAACACACAAAUUUUAAAAAUCUCCCUCAUCUCAUAUUCCCCCCAAAAAAACUAUCCCUAAAAAAAAAGAUGGCGAUGAAGCCAACCUUUGCGCUUCCAUACAACAAAAAAAGCCAAAACAAAAAAAAGUAUUUCAAGUCAUAAAACAACCCCUCCUUCAUAUCCCCUCCCAAAGUUUUACAGUACGAGAACUGCCCCUCCCGUUUCCGCUUGGGCAGAAACAAGGGAGGGGCGCCGCUACAACUGCACCCCAGGCGCACAGCGAGGAAGGACAUAGGAAAGUCUUGUAGUGGGUGGGUGGUGGUAAUGGUGGUGGUAAUGGUGGUGUUGUUGCGCAUCAGCGCGGGUCGUGAGUGAUAGUGAUAUAAUCCGAAUAAAAAUCCGAGAACAAGUCAAAUGAAAGGGCCGCCGUCGUCUAGAGGCUUCCUUUGUGUGGUGGUGGUGGG